UCAUAGAAAGGAACAUUUUGUAGCUACAAAACUAUUUUACUUGCAUACGAUUGAUCAGCAUCAUUGUCACAUACCUUGAUGCAAAACCCGUCGAUCGGUGUGCGACGCAACAAACAUCGAAAUGGCAAUUUGCACUCUUCUACCGCAGCAGGGGAGGUGCCCAUGUCGAGAACUCAUGCAUGUAUAAAACCGACCGCUGGCCACUCGAAAACAUGGCUUUUUCCACUCGGAAUCAAUAUCAUCCAAUACAGCAAGACUUCUAACACUCACAAUGGCUGCUCCUUUCCCAUCUCCAACUUCAAAGUGGCACUCGGACACAUACCCGUCUUUGUCUCCUACACGCCCGGAGCUUUCAGCUAAAGGAAAGACCGUGUUAAUCACAGGGGGCGGCACUGGCAUUGGUGCCGAGACUGCUCGUUACUUUGCGGCAGCCGGGGCGCCGAGAAUCGCCAUCCUUGGUAGAAGAAAGCAACCCCUUCUCGAGACCAAGGCCGAUAUCGAGGAUCGGUUCUCGGGCGUUGAGGUGUUCAUCGCCCCUACCGAUGUCACCAGCAAGAGUGAAGUUGACGCUGCAUUCAAGAGCUUUAUCGGAGAAGGAGAAUUGAAUGUUCUGGUCCAUGGCGCGGCAAACGUUGGUCCUCUUGAUGGUACUGACGCAGUCGAGGCUGGCGCAUUCUUAGAGAGCAUCCAACUUAACCUUCGGGGGUCAUUGUUCGUUGCGCAGGCUUUCCUUCGCCAUGCAUCUAAAGAUGCAGUAGCAAUUGAGGUCAACUCAUCUGCAGCACAUGUGAACUUCGUCCCCAAGUUUGCUGCGUAUAGCGUUGCAAAGCUGGCUCAAUAUCGACUCUGGGAUACAGUGGCCUUUGCAAAUCCGGAAAUGAGCGUUUUUCAUGUUCAGCCGGGCGUCGUAGAUACCGACAUGAAUAAAUCUGCCGGAGGCGUUCAAGCCACUGGAAUCGAAGAUCAAGUGGCUUUACCAGCCAGCUUUCACGUUUGGCUGGCGAGUCCAGAAGCACGUUUCUUGAAGGGCAAGUUUUUGUGGUCAAACUGGGACGUUGAUGAGCUCAAGUCGCGGGAGGAACAAAUUGCAACAAGCACUCAGUUCAACAUUGAUCUUGUAGGUUGGCCAUUCGGCGAGUCCGCUUACAAGUUUCAGACCACCAGCAAGCUUUGGACGGAGUAAAUUGUAGGCCGAGUGGAUGGCUGAAUCCAUGAAAUUCGAAGCUAGAAUUAUAUCUAGAGGGAGAAGCCAUAGUGGAAAAUAUGAAAAACUG
Molecule: messenger RNA, 1274 nt
Organism: Exophiala oligosperma
Lineage: Eukaryota; Fungi; Ascomycota; Eurotiomycetes; Chaetothyriales; Herpotrichiellaceae
Exons: 3
Coding region: 272-1183 (303 amino acids)
Cellular component (GO): cytosol
Molecular function (GO): oxidoreductase activity
Source: RefSeq, a predicted model, not a curated record